Neopsephotus bourkii (Bourke's parrot) is the source of this 1280-nucleotide messenger RNA. It is a transcript of the gene FABP6, whose product is annotated as fatty acid binding protein 6. NCBI's taxonomy places the organism in Eukaryota, Metazoa, Chordata, Aves, Psittaciformes, Psittacidae. Gene Ontology annotation, molecular function: fatty acid binding. The record is from RefSeq and is a predicted model, not a curated record. Gene Ontology annotation, cellular component: cytosol; nucleus. Bases 226 to 612 code for a protein of 128 amino acids. Gene Ontology annotation, biological process: fatty acid transport. The transcript has 5 exons.
CAUAUCCCAAACAAAUGUUUUAAAAAGUUUUGAAAAACUUCAAAAAAAGCAUCUCCAUUUGAAAGUUUUAUGUUUUCUUUCAUGUGAAAUGUAAAAUUUUCAAGUUACUUUCUCUCAGACUUCAGAAAAGGAAGUAGGUAAAAGACCAACCCAGAAAUAACAUAAAUUCCCAAGCCAUGAGCAUGAGCUGCUACUCUGCUCUACAAGCCACAUCACCAGGGCAACAUGGCAUUUACUGGCAAAUACGAGUUUGAAGGCGAUGAGAACUAUGACGACUUUGUGACGAAGAUUGGUCUCCCCAGUGACAAAGCUGAAAUGGGAAGGAAUUGCAAAAUAGUCACCGAGGUGGUGCAAAAUGGAAAUGACUUCACCUGGACACAGCAUUUCCCAGGAGGCCGCACCACAACCAACAUAUUCACAGUUGGCAAGGAAGCAGACAUGGAGACAAUGGGUGGUAAAAAGUUCAAGGCAACUGUAAAAAUGGAAGAUGGGAAAUUAGUAGCUGAUUUUCCCAACUAUCGCCACACUUCAGAGAUUUCUGGAGGAAAGCUUGUGGAGAUUUCUACUGCUUCUGGGACAGUCUACAAAAGGGUCAGCAAAAGGAUUGCUUAAGACAGUGAAGACAGUCUCUUCCAGUGCACCAGAAAACAUUCAACAAUACAAAUAAAUAUGGACUGUCUUUCCCGCUCUCUUUCAUUGUAUUUGCAAACAUGAAGAAUUGGUUUUCAGAAUAAUGUUAUCCUCAAAAUUAAUCUUACUCCAUGCCUAAAGAUCUGACAAAUACUCAGAAAAUCAGAAUGCAAAGAUCAGAAGAUGCAACAAAGCACUGGGUGAUGCUGUCCAGUCUAAGUAUUUCAGGAUAUGAUGCAUACGUAGCAUUUUCAAAUGUUGUCUUCCACCUACUUAAUAGAAGUUCUAUUCAGCUUCUGUCUAGAGAAUAAGACAGUACUCUGCCCAAAGUGUACAUAAAAAUGCAAUACCUGUUAAACGUCUUUUGUCCUAUUACUGGUUGGAGGGCAGAAAUUUAGGAGCUUGAAAACAAGAGAAAGUCAGUGUCACUCAUUAAAGGAUAUGCUUUCAUACUGCUAUCAUGGUUUUCUCAUUGUCAUCAGUAUGCCCUCCUGACCUGAAUUCCUAGAAGAUAUUUAAGGUUUUACAGACAGGCUCUCAUGAAAAAAUGUGGAGUCCUAUUUUCUCAAUUCAGUCCUGUUAUUUACAUAAAGUGCAUAUGCAAACCUGUUUUCUUGACACAGCAGGAAUUAAAUAUAAAAGUUUUUGGA